UACGCACUCUGUCUUGUUGUUCCGUCUUGCCUCUUGCUCAGUCAGACCCAAUGGCCACCGAACUCACUCCCUCCAAGCAGGCUGCUUCUGCCAUUGACUCGUUCAAGAUUGAGUCCCCCGUCAAGAAGAUCAACUUCAACCCUGCCGACAAGGAGAAUCAGCCUCUCGACGAGUCUGCUCUCGAGAGCCUAGCCAAGGAGAUGGACAACCACAAGCCCGCCGAGACCGUCAAGAAGGUCGAGAAGGAGGCGGCCAAGCCCGCCGUGGCUCCCACAAUCAAGCCUGAGGAGAUUGACGAGCCCAUUCUGCAAGAGAACCCUCAGCGCUUCGUCUUGUUCCCCAUCAAGUACCACGAGAUCUGGCAAAUGUACAAAAAGGCCGAGGCUUCCUUCUGGACCGCCGAAGAGAUUGACCUGUCCAAGGACCUGCACGACUGGAAUAACCGCCUGAACGAUGACGAGAAGUACUUCAUCUCUCACAUCCUGGCCUUCUUCGCCGCCUCGGACGGCAUUGUCAACGAGAACCUGGUCGAGCGCUUCAGCGGCGAGGUCCAGAUCCCCGAGGCUCGCUGCUUCUACGGCUUCCAGAUCAUGAUGGAGAACAUCCACUCCGAGACGUACUCCCUGCUCAUCGACACUUACAUCAAGGAGCACAGCCAGCGCAACUACCUCUUCAACGCCAUUGAGACCAUUCCUUGCAUUCGCAAGAAGGCCGACUGGGCGAUUCGAUGGAUCCAGGACAAGAACUCGUCCUUUGCCCAGCGCCUUGUUGCCUUUGCCGCUGUCGAGGGCAUCUUCUUCAGCGGUGCCUUUGCCUCCAUCUUCUGGCUCAAGAAGCGAGGUCUCAUGCCCGGCCUGACCUUUUCCAACGAGCUCAUCUCUCGUGACGAGGGUCUGCACACGGACUUUGCCUGCCUGCUGCACUCUCACCUGAAGAACCGCGCCAGCAAGGAGGUGAUUCGUGACAUCAUCACCGACGCCGUCCGCAUCGAGCAGGAGUUUUUGACCGAGGCUCUGCCUUGCGCCCUGCUGGGCAUGAACUCCAACCUCAUGAAGCAGUACAUUGAGUUUGUUGCCGACCGCCUGCUGGUUGCCCUCGGCAAUGAGAAGGUGUACAAGUCGUCCAACCCCUUUGACUUUAUGGAGAACAUUUCCCUGGGCGGCAAGACCAACUUCUUCGAGAAGCGCGUCGCCGACUACCAGAAGGCCGGUGUCAUGAACAGCACCAAGAAGGUCGUCGACGACAGCUCAGCCGAUGCCAAGGACUCCAACGGCGGUGACUUUUCCUUUGACGAUGACUUUUGA
This is a messenger RNA of Trichoderma reesei QM6a, 1304 nucleotides long. RefSeq lists its product as uncharacterized. Gene Ontology annotation, molecular function: oxidoreductase activity. Gene Ontology annotation, biological process: deoxyribonucleotide biosynthetic process. Lineage: Eukaryota; Fungi; Ascomycota; Sordariomycetes; Hypocreales; Hypocreaceae. The coding region runs from base 51 to 1304 and encodes 417 amino acids. The transcript has 3 exons. The record is from RefSeq and is a predicted model, not a curated record.